UAUCAUAACUUUUAAAAUGGAAAUUUUUGUUGUUAUAAAGUUUUAUUUUUAAUUUAAAUGUGUGGAGGGCACUUGCCGUGAUCGGCAAAUGGUGAUUAUUUUUUAGUUUUGUUUGACUUUAAAGUGCUUUAAUCGUUAUGUUUUGCACUUUUUUUGACACUACAGAUUUGUCUUAACUAGUACUUGGGCUCUGUGGUUUGUGAGUUUGAAGCUUUUUCAGGAAAUGAUGUGCAGAACUCUCAUCAGUGGUCUGGUGCCGUCGUGUUCAGAUGAGCUGCAGCUUCAUGAUUGUACAAUGGUGUAUUUUAAGAAGAAAUAUUUCGGCGUGUGGAUGGUUUAUUGGUGGUGUUUGGCAUUUGGAAAUGGAGAAAGCCUGUGCAAAAAUGAAUAUUUAAUACACAUUAACAUUUCUACUGAGCUCCAGUCUGAUGUCCUGCUGCCGUGUAGCUUUAAUUCAACUCUCCUCGGAUCAGAUAAGACUGCAGAUAUAGCAGUAGUGUGGAGUCAAAGGAACACAACAUCAUACAAUCUACUGGAGAUCCUUCUAAAGGGAGAACUGCAUCCCUGGAAUAACAAAGGUGGACGCAUCAGAAUGUUUCCUGAGCUCUCUGAAUCUGGAAACUUCUCCAUCCUCCUUGAGAAAGUGCAGCCGUAUGAUGUGGGUCUCUACAGCUGUGAGCUGUUUAAUGGGACCAGGUGCAGAAUUGCGUAUCAGGAGAUACAGCUUGGCCUCAUGAUCCAUCGUUCCUCUCUGUUAUUGUGGAGCAUAGUAGGAGCAUUCGCAGGAGGAAUUGUGCUGCUUGCUGUAUUCAUAACCUAUUUGUUACGUGCAAAACUGUUAGAUGAUGCGACUUCACCAAAAGGAAAGCAGCAGCCACAGCCAGACAGCAGUUGUGAAAACCGUUACACCGAAGUGAUGUUCACUCUACACAGUCCAGAGCAGCCAUAACAAGGAAAGUAAAUGUCCAUAACUGACUUUUUUGUUGUUGCUGUUCUGUAUUAAUGUGUAAAUUCUGUUUCCUUUUUUGUUUUUAUUUCAGUUCAUGGUGUGUGUUUUUUCAUAUUUCCAUCAUUCUUAAACCUUUUUCUUGACUCUUAGAAGAACCAACGCAGAAUUGAGGAGAGAUCAUGUGACAUAUGCUUGUAGGAUUACAGAUGUUGGAGCUUGAAUAUUAAAUCAUGUGUUUGUUCUUUAGAAUAAUGAUUUCAGUCUUAGCUGUGUGUUCAUGAUGUGUGAUUUCUUUAUAAAUGCAAUAAACAACACCGAAAAAUGAA
Messenger RNA from Neoarius graeffei (lesser salmon catfish), 1275 nucleotides. RefSeq lists its product as uncharacterized. The coding region runs from base 224 to 949 and encodes 241 amino acids. The transcript has 6 exons. The record is from RefSeq and is a predicted model, not a curated record. NCBI's taxonomy places the organism in Eukaryota, Metazoa, Chordata, Actinopteri, Siluriformes, Ariidae.